CAUGGCGGCAAAAAUGCACUCGGAUGUGAGUCGAAAGUGGCAAACUGAUUUGCCUAAACACCCAGUUUUCCGAGAGCUCUCUGCAAGGGUUGGUGAAGGAAAUUCAAGAGAAAGAGAGGAAUCGCCGGAAAGGACAUCAAAAAACAUUUUAAUAGAAAAUGAUGGUGAAAUAUUUUUAUGGAAUUCCUCGAACACUCGUGUUCUGACAGCUAAUCUGAAAAACUUACAUUUUGAAAAAGGACGGUCUGCUAAGUUCCAAUCUUUUGUAUGCACUGAGGCUCCUUUAUUUGAUGUGCAUUCCAUGCUGUUCAGUGCUUCGUCAAAGUACCUUUUGCUUGUAGGACAAAGAGGAAUAAUGGUUCUUGAGAUGCCAAUGAGAUGGGGAAAGUUUGCUGCGUAUGAUGGUGGCAGUGAAUCAGUUCUCUGCAGGACAUUUCCUAUUGAUUCAAGAUUCUUUGUUACAAAUCACAAGUUAAAGGUCCUUGAUGUCAAAUGGCAUCCAGGAAGCCAAACUGAUACUCAUCUUAUGGUGCUUACAUCAGACAAUAACUUGAGACUUUACAACAUCCUCAAGCCAUCUUCGCCGGAAGAAACCAUUUCCUUAGGGGAGUCCUCUUCCCUGACGGCUGAAUACAGUCAGAAGUCAAUAUCUAUUGGAUCUUCAUUGACAUUUGCAGCUGCUCUUGGAGAGAAAGCAAUUGCAUUUGAUUUUGCACCAGCUGUUAGAGAUACCAACCCAAAAGCAAGACUAAGCUCCAGUGAUUCUGAACCAGAUGUUGCUUACCCUGUUUUCAUUUUGAGAGAAAAUGGAGACAUCUUUUAUCUUCUUCACAGAAUCUCUCAGAUCCGGCAUCAACCAAAAGUUUAUGGUCCCGUUACAAUGUUCCCUGCAGCAGAUGAUAAUUAUGGUCAGGAUUCUUGCUCUUUACUGUGUCUUCAGUGUCAACCCCCUGUUAUUGUCAUGGCAACAGCAAGUGGAAAAAUUUAUCACUGUAUUGCUUUGGAAUCUGAAGAAUCUGAUGAUGCAGAGGAGGAAGAAGUCUCCUGGAGCAGACAUGAACAGACUCAAACCAAUAGCUUUCAUGGAAAGCUUUCACUCUUGGUUCAUGAAUGCGUUGAACUCCAGCUGUCUUUACUGAAUGAUGGAACAGGAUCCCAGUCAGAUAGGAGCUCUUCAGAAGAGGAGUCUGAUGAAAAUGAAAACUUGUUCAUUUUGAGACUCCAGCGAGAUCCAGUGUCUCCUUAUCUGUAUCAUUGUUCUCAUAUUGCUGGAGUACACACUGUUUCAUUGCCUUGGACCAAGAAACUACAGAGUUUUUGUGUGCAAGAUGAUAAGAGUUACUUUGACAUUGAUGAAGCAGCCACUGUUUAUCACAUGAUAUGUACAUCACCAACAGCAAGUGCACUAUCUCCAGUGCUUGGUGUUGGUGUGAUAAAUAGCAAAAUCCUUGGUUCUGCAAUACUAUGUCUGACCUCAAAGAUGGAAUGUAUUGUUCAACCUUUGAAUUUGUUAGAUAGACCAUAUUCCCCUCCAACAACAGAUGCAGACCUAGAAACCAGCCAUGAAAGUGCUGGGCCUUCACCAAUAAGGCUACUGAAUGUUGGAUUAUUCAAAAGCCAGAUUGAGAAAAUUCUAUUAAGAAACACAUCAACACCAUUGUUACAGGGUGGUGAAGAAUCUGAAAAAAUCUCACAGCAAGACCUUUAUCAGCUGCUUACACAAGCGCAAGAAAUACUAAGAAAACAGUACAUUCAAAAACAAAAUGAAGCUAGGGAAGAGAUAGAAAAAAGGAUCUCAAUCCUAAAAGAUCAGAAAGCACAGCAGACCCAAGAUUUGAGAAAACUUAAAGAUGUCAGCAGCUACCUCAGAGACCAGGCUGAGAAACUGGCAGAAAGACUGGUGGAUACUUCAGAUAAACAUAUGCAACUUGUCCAAAGACUGGAAGCUCUCUACCGCUAUGCUCACCGUGGCAUUCCAGUUCUCUCCUGUGCUGAGACUAAAAUGAAAGAAGAGUUAGAGGACAUUGAAAACUUUUUGAGGUUUCACAAGGACUCUUUAGAACAGAUUAAAUUGAAACAUUUCUACUCCAAGAGAAGUCCAAGAAGGUCAUCUUCAAAGUCACCAUUUGUUAAUGCAUCACAGCAGAGUAACAUUAGGAAAGUGCUGACUGAAGAGAGUGAAGCAAUUUCUGACCUUGUGAAUCAAGUUAAAGAGCUAAAACUUCAAGUUGGACUAUAAUUUUACAAUAUUAGUCACAAGAUCUUGUCAGAGCUGCAAAUAACUUUUCAUAGAAGAGAUUUUUUUGAUCAAAUGGCUGUUCACACUGUGAAUAGCAUUUGUGUAAAUUGAAGUAGCCUGAGGUGAAGAGAGACAUUGUAACUGCUUAUCUAAACCUCUAAUUUGUAAAAUUUUGUGAGUAGUAGUCACCUGUUUUUUGACAAAAAGCAAGCCAGAAAUAAUUGUAAAGAAGCUUGUCAAUAACUUCUAUCAGUCUAAACACAUUAGCAGUAAAGCCAACUUAACUUAAUUGCAGGAAUAAACCUGAUGCAGUUACUCAGUCCUUUAACCCUUUAACUCCUGUGAGUGACCAAGACAGAAUUUCUUGUUAGUUUAUCUAUAUAAUAUUAUGUUGACAAAUGAUGAGAAUAAAGAAAAAUAUCAA
Molecule: messenger RNA, 2663 nt
Organism: Pocillopora damicornis (cauliflower coral)
Lineage: Eukaryota; Metazoa; Cnidaria; Anthozoa; Scleractinia; Pocilloporidae
Product: nuclear pore complex protein Nup88
Biological process (GO): protein import into nucleus; ribosomal large subunit export from nucleus; mRNA export from nucleus
Cellular component (GO): nuclear pore
Molecular function (GO): protein binding; structural constituent of nuclear pore
Source: RefSeq, a predicted model, not a curated record